CUGGGUGGAUUGAAUGGGGAUCUCCCCGGCCGGCCAAGUUCAAGUUGUAGCUUCCGACCCAGCUGCGGGGAGCAGAGCUGCGGCGGCCACGGCCACGGCCACGGGAGACGAGCUUCGUCCACCAGCGCGGCACAAUGGCCCUCCCCAAGAAGAAGCUUCAAGGGCUCGUGGCUGCAACUGUCACACCUAUGACUGAGACUGGGGAAAUCAACUUCUGCGUAAUUAGCCAGUAUGUGGACUAUCUUGUAAAUGAGCAAGGUGUGAAAAACAUUUUUGUGAAUGGUUCAACAGGAGAAGGCCUGUCACUGAGUGUCCCAGAGAGGCGACAACUUGCAGAAGAGUGGGUGACAAAAGGGCAGAAUAAAAUGGACCAUGUGAUCAUUCAUGUGGGAGCAUUAAGCCUGAAAGACUCACAAGAGCUGGCUCAGCAUGCAGCAGAAAUAGGAGCUGAUGGUAUUGCUGUCAUAGCCCCUUUCUUUUUCAAACCUGUGAACAAAGAUGCCCUGAUUGCAUUUUUAAAAGAAGUGGCUGCUGCUGCCCCUGAGGUGCCGUUUUAUUACUAUCAUAUUCCUGCUUUGACCGGAGUAAAAAUUCGUGCUGAAGAGCUGCUGGAUGGGAUUCAGGAUGAAAUCCCCACCUUUCAAGGACUGAAGUUCAGCGAUGUAGAUCUCUUAGACUUUGGACAAUGUGUGGAUCAGAACAGCCAACGGCAAUUCGAUCUCCUUUUUGGGGUGGAUGAGCAACUGCUGAGUGCCCUGGCCAUGGGAGCGACUGGAGCAGUUGGCAGCACCUACAACUACCUGGGCAAAAAAACAAACCAGAUGUUGGAAGCUUUUGAGCGCCAGGACCUUUCCUUAGCUUUGAAUUACCAGUUGUACAUCCAGAGAUUUAUGAACUAUGUCAUCAAACUGGGUCUGGGAGUCGCACAGACAAAAACUAUCAUAACUCUUGUCUCUGGAAUCCAAAUGGGUCCACCUCGGCUGCCCCUGCAGAAAGCCUCCAAGGAAUUUACUCUUAAUGCUGAGGCCAAGCUGAAGAGCCUUGAAAGCCAUUGCUUUCACUAACCAGAUUGAACACUGAGAGGCUUGGGACCGGUCACACCAGGGUGUCUUUGAUGAGAUGUACCCACUGUGCUAUUACAUUUCUCAGGGAAUUUUUUAAUCAGCCUGAACUAAAUAAUAUUUUUAAAAAGCAGAGUCCUAUACCAAUUGAUCAAUCAAGUAUUUAAAGCCUACUAUGAGUCUCAAAGUAAUAUUUUAUUAAAUGAAUAGGAAAGAGGACUUUUCCAUCUACUCUAAUGGGAUGAAAUGUAGUGAGAAAAUUGCAUCACUCUUGAUUCCCCUCACCUGCCUGAGGGAGUUCUCUCAGUAUCUUGCCAGGUUCUGUGCUGCAUCCUUCUUCCUCUCCCUCAGGGUUUCUCAGCUCCUGGGGUUUCACAGUGUGAUAUUGGAUAUUUUUGAUAUUUGCUGGAAUUCAAGGGCAGGUCACAACUUUUUAAAAAUGGCAUAAAUGGGAGCAUAGCCUAGUAUAAAGGGUCCCAGAAUCAACAGAGACCUGAGUUCAAGUCAAUCAGAGUCAGCAAAUAUUCAUUAAACCUGCCUUGCCAGGGCCUGAAACCCUUGCUGCCUGAAGGGAGCUCCUCACCCCUGGCUCUCCUGGGAUUGCCUCCUGUGGCCUUAGGGAAAGAAGCCACUUACAUUGCAACUUCCCUUUCUUUAUCUGUAAAUGGAGAUAACAAUACUUCUUCUACUUACCACAUAGGUUAUUCUAUAAACUUUUUAAAGUACUAUA
Vombatus ursinus (common wombat) is the source of this 1791-nucleotide messenger RNA. It is a transcript of the gene NPL, whose product is annotated as N-acetylneuraminate pyruvate lyase. The record is from RefSeq and is a predicted model, not a curated record. The transcript is spliced from 12 exons. Bases 135 to 1064 code for a protein of 309 amino acids. NCBI's taxonomy places the organism in Eukaryota, Metazoa, Chordata, Mammalia, Diprotodontia, Vombatidae. Gene Ontology annotation, molecular function: N-acetylneuraminate lyase activity; 4-hydroxy-tetrahydrodipicolinate synthase activity. Gene Ontology annotation, biological process: N-acetylneuraminate catabolic process.